AUGCCCAGGGGUGCGGGGAAGGGCGGCGGAGGCUGCAACCCUUCCCGGGUGCGGGACGAGGCCGUGGCCACGGCGGGGCUAGCGGCGGCCGGAGGCAGGAGGGGCUGCGGCGGCAGGAACGCAGCCGCGCGAGCGAACUGCGCGGGCGCGGAGCUGCUGCGGGGCGGCGCGGGCGAGACUCGGCGGCGGGGCGAGGUGGCCGGUGGCCAGGGGCGGAGUGGAGCAGCGGCGGGGUCGCGGGCGCGGCCUGGCGCUGCCGGGCGGAGGAGGACGCGGCCCGGCGUGGGCAGCGGUGGGGCGCUGGCGCCGGUGAAGCAAGAUGCAAACGGCAAGGCGCGCGGUUGCAGGGCACGUGCGGGCAUUGGGGGAAGAGGAUAA
Messenger RNA from Aegilops tauschii subsp. strangulata, 378 nucleotides. The record is from RefSeq and is a predicted model, not a curated record. Lineage: Eukaryota; Viridiplantae; Streptophyta; Magnoliopsida; Poales; Poaceae.